This is a messenger RNA of Penicillium cinerascens, 942 nucleotides long. RefSeq lists its product as uncharacterized. The transcript has a single exon. Bases 1 to 942 code for a protein of 313 amino acids. NCBI's taxonomy places the organism in Eukaryota, Fungi, Ascomycota, Eurotiomycetes, Eurotiales, Aspergillaceae. The record is from RefSeq and is a predicted model, not a curated record.
AUGACUGAAAUUCCGUCAACUGGAGUUCCCUAUGAACAAAAAAACCUUCACGAGGGGCACCAAUACAUCAAGGAGGGCAACAUCUUAUUACCAUGUCCGCCAUCCGUGGAUCCACUCUCCCUCGAAGCUGGCCAAGAGGUGAUCACCGUGUUAGCCAAGCAAAUAGGCAGGCUUAUACUUGAGUGGGACUUCUCCUGGGUGACCAAAACGGGGUUCGGAGUGCGACUUCCUGAAGCCGAAGCGAUGAGACUUGUCUUUCAGCAUACCGAUGUCCCGGUCCCCGAAGUGCUUUUUACCAAAUUCAGUCCAGACAGAGAGAUAACAGAUCUGAGUGAAUUUUUCAAACCCGGCUUCCGUCUUCCGGAGGGCACGAUUGGGAUGACGAUAAUACCCGGGACCACUCUAGAGAAGAAGUGGGACAUGCUGGACGACGAAGCCAAAGAGUCAAUAUGCCUUCAACUGUGGGAUCUGAUCUCGAAAAUCCGAAACAUCCCUCGCCCGCAAGGGCUUGCGGGACUGUACCAGUGUCUCGCGGAUGGCUCUCUCUCCCGGGACCCGAUGCUAGAGGAUCUACAAAAGCCCGGUCGACCACUUUUGAGCGACUCGGAAUUACGUUCGAGAAUCUACGAGCGGUAUCUCCAUUGUGGGGGAACACGCUACGAGAAUCAACUACUGGAUAUGUUACCCACGUCGGAGCACUCGGUAUUCACGCAUGCGGAUAUUGCGCCGCGUAAUGUGAUGGUGGACGAGCAGAACAACGUCACCGGCAUUCUCGACUGGGAAUGGGCGGGCUGGUAUCCGGAGUACUGGGAGUAUGCGCAAAUCAUGCGGCCGGCCUUUUGGGGGAACUGGUCGAUCUGGAUGGAAAAGACGGCGCCGCGGCGGGUGGGAUCUACGAGGAAUCAAUGCUGCCAGGAAGGUUUUGUUUUGAAAAUUACAUGA